CGGGGGAAGUCAUCACAAAGUCUCUGUUUCUCCUGUCGUCCAUGUCCGAGGGCUGUGCGAAUCAGUUGUGGAAGCAGAUCUUGUGGAAGCUCUUGAAAAGUUUGGAACCAUAUGCUAUGUCAUGAUGAUGCCAUUUAAGCGCCAGGCUCUGGUGGAGUUUGAAAAUGUAGAAAGUGCGAAGAAAUGCGUAACGUUUGCAGCAGAUGAACCUGUAUAUAUUGCUGGACAGCAAGCCUUUUUCAACUACUCAACAAGUAAGAGGAUUACCCGGCCAGGGAAUACUGAUGACCCAUCUGGUGGAAAUAAAGUUCUCCUGUUGUCAAUUCAGAAUCCUCUCUACCCAAUUACAGUGGAUGUCUUGUACACUGUGUGCAACCCUGUUGGAAAAGUUCAGCGCAUUGUUAUAUUCAAGAGAAAUGGAAUACAAGCUAUGGUUGAGUUUGAAUCAGUGUUUUGUGCCCAGAAGGCGAAGGCUGCACUCAAUGGAGCAGAUAUCUAUGCAGGAUGCUGCACACUAAAAAUUGAAUAUGCGAGGCCAACUCGACUUAAUGUCAUUAGAAACGACAACGAUAGUUGGGACUACACUAAACCAUAUCUGGGCCGACGAGACAGAGGGAAGGGCCGCCAGAGGCAAGCUAUUUUGGGAGAGCACCCAUCAUCAUUUAGACAUGAUGGUUAUGGGUCACAUGGUCCUUUGUUGCCCUUGCCGAGCCGGUACCGAAUGGGAUCUCGGGACACUCCAGAACUUGUUGCUUAUCCAUUGCCCCAGGCAUCCUCCUCUUACAUGCAUGGUGGAAAUCCUUCUGGGUCAGUUGUCAUGGUUAGUGGGUUGCAUCAGCUAAAGAUGAACUGUUCAAGGGUCUUCAACCUGUUCUGCUUGUAUGGAAACAUUGAGAAGGUGAAAUUUAUGAAGACUAUUCCAGGCACGGCACUGGUUGAAAUGGGUGAUGAAUAUGCUGUGGAAAGAGCUGUCACACAUCUCAACAAUGUCAAGUUAUUUGGUAAGAGACUUAAUGUCUGUGUUUCCAAGCAGCAUUCAGUAGUUCCAAGCCAGAUAUUUGAACUGGAGGAUGGCACGAGUAGUUACAAGGAUUUUGCAAUGAGUAAGAAUAAUCGCUUCACCAGUGCUGGUCAAGCAUCUAAGAACAUCAUCCAACCCCCCUCAUGUGUGCUACAUUAUUAUAAUGUUCCCCUGUGUGUAACUGAAGAAACAUUUGUAAAGUUAUGUGAGGAUCAUGAAGUUCUCAGCUUUAUUAAAUACAAAGUGUUUGAUCCAAAACCUUCUGCCAAAACACUGUCUGGUCUGUUGGAAUGGGAAUGUAAGACAGAUGCAGUGGAAGCUCUCACUGUACUUAAUCACUACCAGAUAAGAGUCCCAAAUGGCUCCAACCCUUAUACCUUGAAGCUUUGCUUCUCUACUUCAUCCCAUUUAUAGAGAAGAGGACAGCAUGUUAAGAGCUACAUUCACCUUGAUUUGCAAGUUUAAAACUACACUUCGUUCACAAAGCUCUAAAGUGGUUGUUCUAAUGUUGCCUUGUUUCAACUUAAUUCUAAUAUCUUUUAUCUUGUUUUAUAAUAAAUGGAUGUUCCUUCAUAAAUACAAACCAGAUUUUUUCUUUUUGCCUCUGAGAAGUACAUGUUGUAAGCUUACUACAAAGUUUGUAUUUUGUUAGUGUAGUAUCUUCAAAUGUCUAAAGAAGCACCAGUAGUAUAAAAAGAUUGUUUUCUUCCAAAAAUGAAAUAUAUUUGCAUUUUCGAUAAUGUUAAAGAUUAGCAAGUAUUUUUCCAUUUGUAGUCUUAAUUGGCAGAUAGAACUAUUACAUCAGAUUUUUAAAUGUAGAAGUUGUUUUUCAGUAUGUUAAGUAGUGAAGUAUGUUGCAAUACUUAAAAAGCUUGUAUUUAUAAAAUGCUUUAAUCAGGUUAACGUUGCACAUACCGAAUUUUUAGUAGUAUAGACUUGAUUUAUAGUUCAAACAAAGCUAAUGUAGAAAAUUAUUAAGUAUGUACACGUGUAUGGU
This is a messenger RNA of Aptenodytes forsteri (emperor penguin), 2018 nucleotides long. RefSeq names its product heterogeneous nuclear ribonucleoprotein L like (gene HNRNPLL). Bases 122 to 1435 code for a protein of 437 amino acids. The record is from RefSeq and is a predicted model, not a curated record. Gene Ontology annotation, biological process: mRNA processing; regulation of RNA splicing. The transcript is spliced from 12 exons. Lineage: Eukaryota; Metazoa; Chordata; Aves; Sphenisciformes; Spheniscidae. Gene Ontology annotation, cellular component: nucleus. Gene Ontology annotation, molecular function: mRNA binding.